GAGUGUGCCGGCGGCUGCUCGGGUCCCAAGGACACAGACUGCUUCGCUUGCACCAACUUCAACGACAGCGGAGCGUGCGUGACCCAGUGUCCUCAGCCGUUCGUGUACAACCCCACGUCCUUUCAGUUAGAGCACAACCCCAGAGCCAGGUACACGUACGGAGCCUUCUGCGUCAAGAAAUGUCCACAUAACUUUGUGGUGGACCACAGCUCCUGUGUCAGAGCGUGUCCCAGCAACAAGAUGGAGGUGGAGGAGAACCGCAUCAAGAUGUGCAUCCCCUGCACGGACAUCUGUCCCAAAGUGUGUGACGGCAUCGGGACGGGCAGCCUGCAGACGGCUCAAACCGUGGACGCCAGCAACAUCGAUAAGUUCGUCAACUGCACCAAGAUCAACGGCAACCUCAUCUUCCUCAUUACUGGCAUUAAAGGGGACAUGUAUCACGGUAUCGGACCUUUGGACCCUGAACGCCUCAACGCGUUCCGCACCGUGAAAGAGAUCACAGGUUACCUCAACAUCCAGUCUUGGCCUGAGAACAUGACGGAUCUGAGUGUUUUCUCCAGCCUGGCGACCAUCGGAGGCCGAGCUCUCUACAGUGGAAGUGAUAUUUCUCUGCUGAUCCUGAAGCAGCGCUGGAUCUCCUCCCUGCAGUUCCAGUCUCUGGAUGAGAUCAGCGCCGGUAACGUCUACAUCUUCAACAACAGCCGCCUGUGUUUCUACAACACCGUCAACUGGACGUCUCUCUUCCGAACGCCGAGCCAGAAAGUUCUGAUCCGCAACAACCGAAAUCCUAAAGAAUGCAGUGAGUAUCGUCUGUGGGACGGACACAAGUUUGUUUUCCCCUGUUUGCAAAGAUCAGCAGAUUCUCCGAUUCCCUUCCUGUUGUGUCAUUUCCUCUCCCAUGGUUUCCAAACUGCACACGUGUGCUGCUCCACCCUGGGCCUCACACACCGACAUGCCUGUUACCAAGGCGACGGUAUCGCGGGCAUCUCUUGCUCCUCGGCCUUGGACAUGAAAGCCAUGUUCAGCUCCCUGUGA
Molecule: messenger RNA, 1035 nt
Organism: Paralichthys olivaceus (Japanese flounder)
Lineage: Eukaryota; Metazoa; Chordata; Actinopteri; Pleuronectiformes; Paralichthyidae
Source: RefSeq, a predicted model, not a curated record